Molecule: messenger RNA, 1758 nt
Organism: Gossypium raimondii (Peruvian cotton)
Lineage: Eukaryota; Viridiplantae; Streptophyta; Magnoliopsida; Malvales; Malvaceae
Exons: 2
Coding region: 704-1297 (197 amino acids)
Source: RefSeq, a predicted model, not a curated record
UAGUGGACCUGUUGGUAUGUGCUUUUAUUUUGUAUCAGUAGGCUUUGAAGUGCCAUAUCCGGCAUAACUAAUGGGUAUUUAAAAAAAAGAAAGAAAAGAAAAGAAAGAGUUGAAGCGGUACUGGCAAUAGUAGUUUACUUUAUUGGAGUCAAAUGUGAAUUUAUAUUCAAAGUCACUAUUGAUGGACUUAUUUGAAUUCGGUUUAUUUAUAUCCACUUGUUUAAUUUCAGAAGAGUUAAUUUAAUAAAUCCAGAUAUUUUAAAAAAAAAAAAUUGAAUACCAAGGAUAUAUUUAGUGAAUUUGACAAACAAAAUCGAUUCAUUGCCUAAUUGGGAAGAGAGGUCAACAAUUUGAUGGUACAAAAAAGAAAAAGAAAAUGUGGUUUAUUAGCUUCGAUUCCUUAAAAACACACCACAUGUAUACUCUCAUCCAUACGCCAUUGGAUUGAAUCUUCAGUCAUUCCCUCUAUAUGGAGAAGUGACGUUUAUGAAAACGUGAUUCCAAAUUGGAAAUUUCAAUUGCAUUGGUGAUUGAUGUUUCAUCUCAAUUGACAUCUCUGUCAUUCAUGUUCAUCUCCAUGCAAAUUCUAUGAUCUAUCCACCAUUUCUGCAAAUGCAAAUGGAACCCCAUCGGUGAUUCCUAGACCCAAACCUCCCAUUGCAACCUUAUUAUGUCAUUCUAAUAUUUCAUCUACCUUUCAUAUAUGUCUACUCUUUGUUUCCUCUUGGGAAGACCAGCUGAGAUGGAUGAUGAUAAAUUUAGGAGAAGGAUGAAGAAGAUGAAACGCAGGUAUUCCAACCCUACGCCUGCAUUGUUGCGUAUUACAGUCUCUGUUGUUACCAUGGUGUUGCUCUUAUUAACCAUCUGCUGCGGUUUCCAAUUGACCAUGGAACCUGGGCGAUACCGCGCCAUUGGUGCUCGGGCUUUCCAUGUUGGCAUCUCCACCAUAAUCUUCGGCUUUCUCUUCCUGAUCGUUGGCCUUUCCAUUCUGGCUGACAUGCUUUUGAAUAUAUCAGAACAGUUGCCGGAGCUAUCUGGCGUCCAUCAAGGACAACAGGAGACAAGGACGAUGUCAAAAGCAAUAAGGCAAGGCCUGGUAACUGUAAUCACCAUGUUCGUGAUAUUGUGGGCAAUGUACACCGGAUUUAGGCUUACAACCGAAUCAGGAGAGAGCAAACAAUACCUCCUUACGGUUUCCAUCGGAGUCACCACCAUUUUAUUUGGCUUAAUUUAUUUCAUUAUCGGACUCGCUAUUGUUCAGGAGCUUGUAUUAGAAUUUUUUACCUGUUCUCAAUAGAAAAAUGACAGAAACAAUGAAACAUUUCAUCACGGUUGUGAAUUUUAAUGCUUUUCCCAUGAAAAUUCUUUAGUUUUCCAGCAAGCAUGGUUUCCCAAUUUUCCCUCUUUUACACAUUAGAACAUGCAGGUGGAAGACAAGGAAGCAUAUGACUGUUUGUCCUGUGAAACAAACAAGCAAUCUUCAGAAAUCAUGUCCUUUCCGAGAAUCUGGGUGUAGUUAGAAUGUUUUAUACCAUGGAAAUCACAUAGACGAAAUCCAUAUCAGAUUUCCAGUAAUGAUAAUAAGCAUAUUCAUCCUAAAACAAUAGAUAAUGUACCAGUUUGAAACUAUCACCACCAGGCAGUUCAGUCAAAGAAAUCAUCCAGCCAUCCUCUUAAAUUAGCAGAUGUUAUUUAUUGUAUGUUACGUGCAAUUAUUUCGCAUGUAAGUCCAGGGUCUUAGAGGAUUAUGUCCGAGAA